AUGAAUCCUCAUCACAUCUUAGCAGCAGCCUGGAGGUCUGAUCUCUACCCCCUAGCAGCAGCCUGGAGGUCUGAUCUCUACCCCCUAGCAGCAGCCUGGAGGUCUGAUCUCUACCCCCUAGCAGCAGCCUGGAGGUCUGAUCUCUACCCCCUAGCAGCAGCCUGGAGGUCUGAUCUCUACCCCCUAGCAGCAGCCUGGAGGUCUGAUCUCUACCCCCUAGCAGCAGCCUGGAGGUCUGAUCUCUACCCCCUAGCAGCAGUCUGGAGGUCUGAUCUCUACCCCCUAGCCUGGGGGUCUGAUCUCUACCCCCGAGCAGAGGCCUGGAGGUCUGAUCUCUACCCCCUAGCCUGGAGGUCUGAUCUCUACCCCCUAUCAGCAGCCUGGAGGUCUGAUCUCUACCCCCUAGCCUGGAGGUCUGAUCUCUACCCCCUAUCAGCAGCCUGGAGGUCUGAUCUCUACCCCCUAGCAGCAGCCUGGAGGUCUGAUCUCUACCCCCUAGCAGCAGCCUGGAGGUCUGAUCUCUACCCCCUAGCAGCAGCCUGGAGGUCUGAUCUCUACCCCCUAGCAGCAGCCUGGAGGUCUGAUCUCUACCCCCUAGCGGAGGUCUGAUCUCUACCCCCGAGCAGCAGCCUGGAGGUCUGAUCUCUACCCCCUAGCAGCAGCCUGGAGGUCUGAUCUCUACUGUCACUCUGCUGCAGGGAUGUAGCUCAGUUGGUAGAGCAUGGCGUUUGGUUCGAUUCCCACGGGGGGCCAGUAUGAAAAAUAAAUGAAAAAUAAAAAAGAAUGUAUGCACUCACUAACUGUAAGUCGCUCUGGAUGUGGCCGGUUAGUUACCCAGCUAGAAGGCUGAAGGCCUGAUCCCCAACCCUCCCUCCUGUCAGUGUAUUUGUGCUGGGUAUCCUGCUAGCCAUGUCCCCCCCCAGGGUUAACCAGCUUGAAGGCCUAAUCCCCAACCCUCCCUCCUGUCAGUGUGUUUGUGUGACCUCUGACCCUUGCAAGAGGAAACAGGAAGUGGCUGAGCGGUGUGUUAGAGGAGAUAACUGAGGUGCAUCCUCGCUGGGUGACUGACAGGGGGAUGGCAGGGAUGUUAUUCAGGGAUACAACACACUUCCUCCCCAGGUGCACUGUGCUAACCCCCACUACAAGCCCUCAGGCCUGGCCUAGUGCUAACCCCCACUACAACCCCUCAGGCCUGGCUGUGCUAACCCCCACUACAACCCCUCAGGCCUGGCCUAGUGCUAACCCCCACUACAACCCCUCAGGCCUGGCUGUGCUAACCCCCACUACAACCCCUCAGGCCUGGCCUAGUGCUAACCCCCACUACAACCCCUCAGGCCUGGCCUAG
This is a messenger RNA of Coregonus sp. 'balchen', 1345 nucleotides long. Lineage: Eukaryota; Metazoa; Chordata; Actinopteri; Salmoniformes; Salmonidae. The record is from the annotation of a GenBank genome assembly.